Messenger RNA from Cutaneotrichosporon cavernicola, 1671 nucleotides. RefSeq lists its product as uncharacterized. The record is from RefSeq and is a predicted model, not a curated record. The transcript is spliced from 7 exons. Gene Ontology annotation, cellular component: cytoplasm. NCBI's taxonomy places the organism in Eukaryota, Fungi, Basidiomycota, Tremellomycetes, Trichosporonales, Trichosporonaceae. The coding region runs from base 1 to 1671 and encodes 556 amino acids.
AUGGACCAAGAAUAUCCGUACCGUUCUCGUCCCACGACGUCCUCCUACGUCAACAAAGAGCUCGCCAACGCGCUCAUUGACGUUGUCCAGGUCACCCGUAACGGCUCCUCUGAACCAGUCAGCGCUAGCAACUCGCACCUUGGCCUCGCAGCGGCUGCAAACGACCGUCCACGCCGCAGCCCUUCGCCCCGCAUGCCCAACUCGUUCGAAGCCGCCAUGUCCAUGUCGCCACCAAAGGAUCCCUUUGUCGACGACCUCGACAAGUCCGAGGCCAGCGGCCGUGUCGACAAGGACCGCGCUGGAUUCAAGCGCCCCUCCACGUCGUCUAGCAACCCUAAGAAGAACUCUUCGUCUCGUCGUGACAAGGACCGCUCCACGUCCGAGAGCAAGGACAGGAGGCCCAGUCGUCAUGCCGAUGUUAUCGACACUUGGGAUCCUUCCGGUGGUAGUGCCAUGUGGCACCACUCUGGGCCGUACGAUGCUGCCGCCCCGUCCCGCAACCUGAACCAGCCCAAGACCCACGCACCGAUGCGUGCGUUUGAGCGCGAGGAGGCUGCCAAGGCUGCUGUCGCUGCAGCCACUGCCAAGGAGUCACCAUCGCGCACGGUCCCCCAGGUCGUGGCUCACGCUCCCGCCCCGGCCGUUCCCCCCAAGGACAAUGACGGGGGUGCUCGGAGCCCAACUGUCGCUACGCGCAACAUGCCGCGUCGGACUAGUGGAGGUCUCAGUGCGCAAUACUCGACCUCUUAUCCGACUGGCGGGGGUCACUUUCCCAACCAGGACGUGCUUCCAGAGGACGAGACACCCACGUCACCUCGGUACCAGCGGCGCCAGAAGGAGGAGAAGCAACGCGCCCUCCAGGCCGCAUGGGGGAUUGAUGAGCCCGAACCGUUCGAGGACUUUGGCUCUUCUCCGCGCGACGAGUCGUACAUUGACCGUGACCACCUCGGCUCUCCGAACGAGCAAGCCGGCCCCCGCGGCGGCUUCUUCGGUCGCAGCGGCGCCAAGGGCCGGGGCAUGGAGGAGGCAACUUCUCCUGGCCCGGACGACCAGACGUUUGCAGCUAAAGCAACUCGCCCUGGCGGUGGUGUCAAGCGAACCAAGAGCUUGAUGCAGAAAAUCAAAUCCAUGCGCGGCGACCGCUCACAAUCACCGAACAAGUACUCGCCUUCUUCCGAAUAUCCACCGAUGCCCUCGUUGGCGCACGGAGGCCCGGCGUCGGGACAGGCUGCGAAGCCGAGCAUGGACGACCACCGCCGCCCCUCGUUGCCCGCUAGGCCUGAGCGCUCGGCGGCGCGUCUGGGCCCGACGUCUACCUCUGAACCCUCCACCGCGCCAGGCUCGGGCCCCGUGUCCAAGGCUGGCUCGGCCACCAACUCGGCGCACGGUCACUCGGCUUCGCUCCCGCCCGAGUUGACCGAGGAGAUCGUCGAGAACGGUAACGGGCACGGACACAGUCUUAGCACCCACCUGGAGCCGUACACUUACUCGAGCGGCGGCAUGCGGCGUCCGAGCAAGAACCUCCCGCAGCCGCCUGUAGGCCCAGUCAUGCCCGACUUUGAGGAAUUCCUCCCCGGCCGGCGCAGCAGCUCCAACAGAGCCGACGAGGGCGAGCCUAUGAAGCGCAAGACGAGCGUUGUCAAGAAGCUGACGGGGAGAGUGAGCCGGUAA